GAGCAUGGUGUAUUUGACGUGGUUUGAGAGGUUUUCUGAAGACACAAACCCAGCUUUUGUAUCAAGGUCAAACUCUUAGGAAACCUUCUUCCGUGGUGCUCGUUUUUGUUUCAGCUUGUUGAAAAUGGCGGGUGUAAGCAGCUGCAUGAAGUAUUCCAUGUUCAUCUUCAACUUUUUAUUUUGGUUGUGUGGUUCCAUUAUUUUGGGAGUCUCCAUAUGGAUACGUGUUAGUAAAGAUGCUCAGCAGGAGCUGGAGAUAGACAGCAGCCUGUUUGCAGGGGUUGAUCUGCUGAUAGCCGUGGGCUCCAUCAUUAUGAUCCUUGGGUUUCUGGGGUGCUGUGGUGCUGUGAAGGAGAGCCGGUGCAUGCUGCUUUUGUUUUUUAUUGGACUGCUUCUGAUCCUGAUUCUUCAGGUCACAGGAGGUAUUUUAGGAGCAGUAUACAGAUCUCAGGCUGAAAAAAUCCUUGACGAGGCUCUAAUGAGUAGUGUGAAAAAACUGCAAAGCUCCACAGAAGAUUCUAAAGCGUUUCAGGAGAAGUUCCAGAAAUUUGAGAGAGAGAACCGAUGUUGUGGAUUGCUGAAAGGAGCUGAAGACUGGGGAAACAAUUUUAACAACCCUUCCGGUAGCUAUAAAAUCUGUCAGUGUGAACUAGAGAAGCCAUCACAAGAUGUUUGCACUACCUUUCAAAGCAGACUGAUCUAUAAAACGCCUUGUGGAGAAGUGAUUGUCAAAUACAUAAAAGACCAUCUGGUCAUAAUUAUGGGGAUCGCCUUUGGACUGGCUGUUAUUGAGGUAUGA
This is a messenger RNA of Empidonax traillii (willow flycatcher), 799 nucleotides long. RefSeq names its product tetraspanin-8-like. Gene Ontology annotation, cellular component: membrane. The transcript is spliced from 7 exons. The record is from RefSeq and is a predicted model, not a curated record. Bases 125 to 799 code for a protein of 224 amino acids. NCBI's taxonomy places the organism in Eukaryota, Metazoa, Chordata, Aves, Passeriformes, Tyrannidae.